GGCAGCAGUAAUCUGGAUUAACAUGGGGGGUGAUAUUCCCUAGGGCAGAUUUAAUGGAUCCCUGCGCUGGGGUAACUGUGCCAGGGCAAGUUAUUACAGUGGCACAUUCACAGAAUCCCAAGAAGAAGGAGGGGGGGGGGCAGCCCAACCCCAAACAAUUUUAAAGGGCCAGUAACCUCAUAAAGUCCAUGUUGUCUCUAACCAGCACCUUCCAGCGAACUGUCUCCUGGCAACAUUUGUUCUCCUUUAUACGAGAGGUUUCAUUGUGGCUUUGGGCAGAGAGUCAUGAAUGGCAUUUGCCUCAUUCCUAGGAGCCCAUUGUAUUCUAUGGAGCUUACCUGCUGUGUGACUGCCGGCCCUCUAUGCCAGUUUCUGCUACACGCCAUUUUAUUUCUAUGACUUGUAGUGACGCUUCAGACGCACAGUCUGUACGAGUGCAGGGAAACAGAUAAUUAUAUUCCCACACGGAGACAUUUGGUUUUGCUUGCCCUUUAGUCGGUGGGAGAGCGGCGAGCAGGCUGCAGUACCGGUUGGGGAGCGCUAGAGGGCGCGGCUGAGCAGUUUCCCUGCAGCACUGUCGGUUCAGACUGAGCUGCUCAGACUUCGCGACUGUUUCACUUCUGCCCAAUUCACAUACAGACGAAUGCGACAGCGGGGGGAGAUGCGGGCCAGACUGUCGCUCCGGUCAUUGUGCAGUCGGGAAGGAGUCUGACGGCUGCUUAGGGCUCUGCCAGGGCCGGGGAUCAGCACACGGGCAGCUCCACUCUCUCUAUCGCUGUCGCUGCUGCUGAAUGAGGAGCGACUGGCGGCGGUUCUGACCAUGCAGCCGGCCACUGCCUCGGUGUUGGACCUGUCCCGGAACGUCCCGGUUACUGAGGGGAGAGACAACUUGUACAGAGCAGGUCAGUGUAAGAAGAUGUCGCCUCCAGAAUCGGGCACCCUGCACAUCGUCUAUGGGAACGGCUCCUCCGUUGGCACCGUCCUAAUGUUCCAGUGUUCCUCCAUGUACCAGUUAGUGGGAGAGGGGAUCUCCACCUGCGUAUGGCGAGGGAACAGCACCUUAUGGACCUCGGGCGCACCCACGUGUAAAGCAAUCUCCAGAUAUGAGACGUUUGGCUUUAAAGUCGCCGUUAUCGCCUCCAUAGUGAGCUGCGCCAUUAUCCUGCUCAUGUCCAUGGCUUUCCUAACGUGUUGUCUCGUCAGCUGCGUCAAGAAAAACGAGAGGCGCCGCUCGGAGAGCAGAGAGAAGGUCGUGUGGCACCAGUUGGACUGUGAGGGGCUGGAGAAUGUGCCGGCGGAGCAGUUUGGGAUGAAAGGCAGAAAUAAUAACAAUAAUAAAGAUGGCAGCCGGCCUGCGCUGGCGGAAUGGAUCAGUAUGGCGUACGAGAACCACGGGUUCUGUAGAUGCCACGAUGUCUGGGCAGGGGAAGUGCCCGCCGCUGCCUUCGGAGGAGAAUGUUCUGGUUCCGGCCCAAAGCCUGCCAGUCGCGGUGCCCCCAGCUGCAGCGUUGCCAUACAGACGGUGAGCGGGGGGCACAUUAUAGAAGUUUACGGGCGGGAUAAGGAGUUUAUGAGAAGGUUUGAGGCCCAAUUACCCGAGUGAUACAGAACCGAUGUACCAAUGGGGCCACCUAUGUGCCUUACACGCGGCCGGGACGUUCUUGUGGGUCGGAACCAGAGAAGAAUUUCCAGGUGCCAACCGAUUGGUGAUGUUUCAUGAUCCGACCUUUUACCGCUUAUUAGCCAAAAGUCUCUGGAACCAACCAAUAGGGAUCCUACGCAGUCACUGGCGCCCAGAAGAACCCAAAUGCCCCCAAGGAAAAGGUUCCGAUACUUGGAAGACUGAGUUUUCGGGUCAGCGCUUUUGGAUGCAGAGAGAAAUGAAAAAACCAAUAAGAUCUUGGGGUUGGUUUCCCUUUGCACAAUGAGGGCUAUAUGUAUCUAGAGGGGCAGCUGAUUUUGGGGCGUAACUGGAUCAGCGCCAGCACUUGGCUCAGAGUUGGGGGCAGCAGACUUGGCACUGAGGAGUUUCCUUUGCCCCCCCCGUCUCUGAGCUGUCGGGUCAGAACCUGCCGUAGCAAUAAAUAACAAACUGGGUUUUUGUAUCUGAUCUCUGGUGCAAUCGAGUUCUGACUCCCGGGGUUUUGUACCAAUUACACGGGGCCCAAAGUCCAACAAGAGAAGGACUGGAGGUUCUACCAGAACCCGAAUCACUUCAUCUCACAGCGGCUCAGUGGUGCCAUGACGGUUGGGCACAGAGGGCACUGCCAGCGAUUCCCAGGCUGUACGUUUGGGGAUUGGGAUUUCUGGUGCUGGUUCUGUUGGACCAUUCUACUACUCAAAGGACAAUAACUCCGAGCAGCACAAUCUUUUCCGAAUGUCCCUGUAAGUUCUGGGCGGCGCCCCCCCGGGCCCGGGGCAAUUGGUUCCGUUACCCGCACAGAACCCUCCUGUCAGUUUUCUAAUUUGAUAAAGAAACGCAUAUUUUUGCACAUAAUUACUGAGCAAUGAAAAUUAUACACUUGUC
This is a messenger RNA of Xenopus tropicalis (tropical clawed frog), 2527 nucleotides long. It is a transcript of the gene susd3, whose product is annotated as sushi domain containing 3. The coding region runs from base 821 to 1603 and encodes 260 amino acids. The record is from RefSeq and is a predicted model, not a curated record. The transcript is spliced from 5 exons. NCBI's taxonomy places the organism in Eukaryota, Metazoa, Chordata, Amphibia, Anura, Pipidae.